AUGGGCUCAAUAGAUACUCUGGAUAGUGAUACUCUAUCUCCUAACGCUUUGGAAUCUCUGGAGACACAUGAACAACGACGUGUUCUAGAUAUUGUGUCUCAGUUACGCAAAUGCGGACUAGACAGUGUCCUCUCCUUACCACAGCUAGUGGUCUGUGGAGAUCAGUCAGCCGGAAAAAGCUCGGUGCUUGAGGCGUUGACGGGAGUCCCUUUCCCAAGGAAAGACAACUUGUGUACAAGAUAUCCAACUGAGAUAAUUCUAAGACGUGGCGUGUCGCACUCGCUCCAAAUCAAGGUGAUUCCCGACUCAGAACGAUCCGCGGAAGAUAAAACAACAAUCGAUGGAUUUCGAGAAACGAUCACUAGCUUUGACCAGCUCCCUGAGGUUAUGGAUAAAGCAAAACAAUUGAUGGGGAUCGAAGGUGGAGGAGAGAGUGUCGGUACUCAACGAGCCUUUGCUCGCGAUGUGCUCAGUGUUGAGAUCGAAGGGCCAAACCUGCCGCAACUCACUGUGGUCGAUCUGCCUGGAAUCAUACAGUCAGAGACAAAAGAUGCAUCCCAGUCAGAUGUGAAUAUGACGGUCGAAAUCACAAACACGUAUAUAUCGCAGCCGCGGACAAUUUGUCUGGCAGUAGUUUCAGCGGCCAAUGACUAUGCCAAUCAACCUAUCCUCAACAAGGUCCGCCAGUUCGACCCGAAAGGCGAACGUACUCUGGGAAUCAUUACCAAGCCUGAUAUCCCCCCUCCAGGUUCGGAAACGGAAACUGCAUUUCUUGAGCUGGCCAAAAAUAAAGAUAUCUUCUUCGCGUUGGGAUGGCACGUCCUGAAAAACCGAGAAUUCAAAGAGGCUGGAAUAUCAAUCCAAGAACGAAAUCUCUCUGAGCAGUCUUUUUUCCGAAAAUCAGCAUUCGGCAAACUUCCAAAGGAACAUAUCGGAAUUGGAAGUCUAGUAAAUCGUCUCAGCAGUUUGCUUUUUACUCAUGUUCGACAGGAGCUUCCUAAACUUCAAGAAGAACUGGACGCUACCUUGCAUGCCACGAAAUCGGAACUUGAUGUCAUGGGUACAGCAAGGACCACCACAGAUGAGUGCAGAAUGUUCCUCUCCCAACUAGGUCUCAACUUCUACGAGAUUUUCAAAUCGGCUGUCAAUGGUCAUUACGAGGGAGAUGACUUCAAGCCCGACCGGGGGCCUUUUUCACUCAGGCGUUUGACCUCAGUCCGCCGUCUACGUGCCGCAAUUCAACUUAUGAACCAACAGUUCGCAGAACGUAUGCGCACACACGGCCAUAAAUUUCAGAUUCAUGGUAUGGGUGGUAAUUCUACAAGCUCCGAAGCGUCAGAAGAGGAUGAGGUAAUAACGCGAUCAUUGGAAUUUUUGGCAAAUACCCUGACCUAUCGACAAUGUUUUUCGCACAUCGAAAGGCCUCAAAUACUUUCACAUCGAGAAGGAGUGCAAUGGGCAAAUGACGUUGUAAUCAGGGCGCGGGGACGCGAACUACUAGGCAAUUUUAACCCUCUUGUGAUUGCAGAGUUAUUCUGGGAACAGUCAUCGAAAUGGAAUCUCAUCGCCGAGGCACAUAUAGAUGGAGUAUCAGACGUUUGCAGUACCUUCCUCCAGGAAGUUCUUAAGGACAAAGCGCCCUCGGACAUGUACGCACGCAUGUGGCCUAUAAUCCGUGAAAGGGUAAAGGCAAGACAUAGGAGUGCGGUGGAGGAGCUUGAGAAAAUCUUGAAAGAUAACAAAAGCUAUGUGAUAAAUUACAAUCACUACUACACCGAUACCAUUAAGAAGCGGCAGGCCGAAAGGCAAAAAAUCAAGUUGAGAGAAUGUCUCGACAAGGCAGCGGCACCAGGAGGAAACCGUGAAGUUCUACCCGUUAAUGUGAACAAAGCUUUACAUCUCUAUUCAGAAGACAUUGAUCCUGGCAUGGAUAAUCAUAGCUCGGAUGAAGUUCUCGACUGCCUUCUAGCAAUAUACAAGGUCUACCAAAAAGUGUUCAUUGCGAACGUGACAGUUCAAGUUGUUGAACGUCAUAUUGUUCAGGACCUGCAGCAUAUAUUCUGUCCGUUGACCGUUGCAAAGAUGUCAGAUGCUGAGGUUUGCGCUCUUGUAUCAGAGCCGGUUGUUAGUAAAAGGCAGAGAGAAUUCCUGACAGCCCGACUUGCAAAGCUUGAAGAGGGCCGCGAAAUACUCAAAGAAGUUAUGUCAACGAUGGUACAGUAAUCUAAUGAUGAUUUGUUUUCGGGGCUAUUGGUUUUAUGUUCGAAGUUAUUGCUACAGGAUCUAAGCGCAGGGCUGUAAACUAGACUCGGGUGUAGUCGUACACCACGGAUGAUGGAUUAUUUGUUUGACAUCCUUCUCCCUGCGAUUAAGC
Paecilomyces variotii is the source of this 2374-nucleotide messenger RNA. Its product is annotated as P-loop containing nucleoside triphosphate hydrolase protein. NCBI's taxonomy places the organism in Eukaryota, Fungi, Ascomycota, Eurotiomycetes, Eurotiales, Thermoascaceae. The transcript has 3 exons. The coding region runs from base 1 to 2223 and encodes 740 amino acids. The record is from RefSeq and is a predicted model, not a curated record. Gene Ontology annotation, cellular component: membrane; microtubule; cytoplasm. Gene Ontology annotation, molecular function: GTP binding; microtubule binding; GTPase activity.